Messenger RNA from Sporothrix schenckii 1099-18, 1533 nucleotides. RefSeq lists its product as uncharacterized. The coding region runs from base 1 to 1533 and encodes 510 amino acids. Gene Ontology annotation, molecular function: dipeptidyl-peptidase activity; serine-type exopeptidase activity. Gene Ontology annotation, biological process: proteolysis. The transcript has 2 exons. The record is from RefSeq and is a predicted model, not a curated record. Lineage: Eukaryota; Fungi; Ascomycota; Sordariomycetes; Ophiostomatales; Ophiostomataceae.
AUGAAGGCUUCGACACUGUGGGCUUCGGCUCUCUGCCUCUUCGGUGGCCUGUCCGCCGUGGCCGGCAAGAAGAUGACCUCGUUCCCCAAGCCGCCUGGCAUCCAGGCGUACGAUCAUCCGGAUGCGGAUGCCGACAUCAUCGACGGCGUCUUUGACCAGCCGAUCGACCACUAUGACCUGUCCAAGGGCACGUUUUCAAACCGCUUCUGGUUCAGCACCAAGUACUGGAAGGGCCCCGGCUCGCCUGUCUUCCUCUUCAUGCCCGGCGAGUCGGAUGCGAGCCAGUACCUGGGCUACCUGCACAACAGCACCAUCCCAGGCCUGUACGCCGAGUUCUUUGGUGGCCUUGUUGUUAUUAUUGAGCACCGCUACUGGGGCAAGUCCCUUCCUUUCGACACCCUGACGGCCGAGACUCUGCAGUAUCUCGACCUGCCGCAGGCCAUGAUGGACAUGACAUACUUUGCCAAAAAUGUGUCCUUUGAUCUGGGCGGCAACCUCGGCAACAACGACAACUCUGACAACGCCCCUUGGGUCCUGGUCGGCGGUUCGUACCCCGGCGCCCUGACGGCCUGGAUCCAGCAGAAGGCACCGGGCGUCUUCUUCGCGCACCACGCCAGCUCAGCCGUCGUCGAGACGAUUACGGACUUCUACACCUACUUUGCGCCCGUCAAUGAGGCUCUGCCCGCCAACUGCUCUGCCGAUGUCCGCGCCGUCGUGCAGUACGUCGACCACGUCUUGUCCUACGGCUCCGACGCCGACAUCCUCGAGCUCAAGAACUAUUUCGGUCUCGGCAUGCUCGACCACCACGACGACUUCGCCGUCCAGGUCUCGACCCCGAUACGCCAAUGGCAGGAGGACGAGUCGUAUGUGCAGGGGUUUUGCGACUACAUCGAGACCUCUGGCGAGACCCACAUUGUCCUCUCCAACCCAAACGGCGUUGGCCUCGCUACGGCCCUGCCUCUGUACGCGUCCUUUAUCAACCAGACCCGUGGCACUGUGUGCGCCGAAAACGGCGGCACCGCCUGCAACACGUAUGUGAAUGUAGAGGACUUCAACGAGCCGUCUGACUUUAAGGACAACCGCCAGUGGAACUGGCUGCUGUGCCACAACCCCUUUGGCUGGUGGCAGGUCGGCCCGCCGGAGUCGGACGGCACCAACAUCGUCUCGCAGUACGCCGACGUCAACUUCUUUGCCCGCCAGUGCCCGCUCCUCUUCCCCACCACCAACGGCUACUCCUCGGGCUGGGCCGACGGCUACACGCCGGAGCAUCUCGACCUCUACACCGGCGGCUGGGACGCGCCCUUCCAAAAGGUCCUCUUUGUCAACGGCGAGGUCGACCCGUGGCGCUCGGCCACCGUCUCAUCCGACUUCCGCCCCGGCGGCCGUCGUCAGAGCACGUCGGACGCGCCCAUCUGGGUUGUCCCCGCCGGCAACCACUGCCCCGAGAUGCUGCUCGAGUACUACGAGGGUGCGCCGGACCUGUACAAGGAGAUCUUUGCCACCAUGAAAGCCUGGCUGGCCGAGUGGAAGUAG